Molecule: messenger RNA, 1523 nt
Organism: Cryptotermes secundus
Lineage: Eukaryota; Metazoa; Arthropoda; Insecta; Blattodea; Kalotermitidae
Product: armadillo repeat-containing protein 6 homolog
Exons: 7
Coding region: 103-1458 (451 amino acids)
Biological process (GO): hematopoietic progenitor cell differentiation
Molecular function (GO): protein binding
Source: RefSeq, a predicted model, not a curated record
CCUCCCAGCAGAUCGGGCCGGACCAGAGAUAAUGAGCCAUAUAAGGACAUUAAAGUGUAACAUGUGGUUAAUGUUGCUGCUGUUGUUAAAGAAUAUUUCACAAUGGUACGAGUUAUAACUCAAGAUACAUUUGACGAAGCUGUGAAAGAAAAUAUGGAAGAAUUUGACAUGAAUCCAGAAGAAGCAGUUCAAGAAGCUGUGGAACAGUUCGAGGCUCAGGGUGUUGACUUGAGUAACAUCAUGAAAGAAGUCAUAUUGGAUAAUAGUCCUACUGCUUCAAGAAACAAAUUGACUGCAUCAUUGGAUAACAUGGGUAAACUGAUACAGAACCCCUCUGGAAAUGAAAAGGCUAUUAUUAAAGAGUUACAGGAAUUAAAAGAUGAAUGUGACAAAAGCAUUGCACACCGGGUUCUUGCAGGGUCAUUCGGAACAUAUAGUGUGUUAGUUGAUGUACUGGAAUUGUUUCAGUCAGUUGAUGAGGUCUCAACUAAAGCACUUAGUGCAAUCUCAGCGUUGAUGUCAGGAAACCCAGAUCUCUUGGACAAGCGGGGGAUUGAAAUUAUGAUUAAGUACUUGGAUCAUGAGAGGAAUGUAGACAUACAAAAUAAAGUUUUGGAAUGGGUGAAAGUGUGCUGCAUUAAGCAUGAACAAAAUCGUCAAGAGAUAUUCAACAUGAAAAUUCCUACAAGGUUGAAAAUGUUGUUGGACAAGGAUACUACGCCAGUAACAGUGAGGCAUGUGUGUGGUGUCAUGAGAGCUCUUGUGCUGGAUGAUGAUAUUCGAGUGCACUGUGGAAAGUUUCAUGAGCAUGCCAGAGAAUUAGCUGCAGAGAUUCUAUGUACGUUGACAGAUUUAUUAAGAAAAUUUAAAGAUGACCGAGAGACAGUGAGUGAUGUAAUUCUCACCUUGACAGCAUUGAUUGUGAGGAAUGAAUUUUGCGAGAAGGUGGACAAAGCCGGAGGCAUAAUAUUCAUUAUGGAUGUUUUUGUCAACUACCCUGCUAGUGAGAAGCUGAAUACGCUGUGCCUGAAGCUGGUGAAAGGGCUUGCAGGUAAUGAUGAUGUAAAGGCUAGGAUGGUGAAGCAAGGGAUUGCACCCCUCAUCGUAUCAGCACUGCAUCGGCAUGAGACUUCUGCCGCACUUGUGGGCGCAGGCUGUACUGCUAUUACUGCCUUGAGUUUACGAAGUCCUACUAACAGCAAAAGUCUGUAUGAUGCUGGUGCUCCAGAAGUUAUUUUGCAAGGCAUGAAGAUUCAUGUUAAAGAUUCUUCUGUUCAGAAACAAGGCAGCUGGGCCAUCCGAAACAUUGUGUCCCAUAACAAGAUGUUGUGCCAAGGGUUUCUGAAACUAGGAGCCGAGGAUAUCCUAAGGACUGCUCUGAAGUUACAUCGUGCUGAGUGUGAUUAUGAUGCCAGAGCAGCUCUCAGAGACUUGGGUUGUGACACAGAACAGUUGUAACAAUGAUUAGAAAGUCUCUGUUCUGAAUUUUGUUGAAGUGGCUUUGCAAGGACAUUUAACAAGAA